Messenger RNA from Paramecium sonneborni, 965 nucleotides. The record is from the annotation of a GenBank genome assembly. NCBI's taxonomy places the organism in Eukaryota, Ciliophora, Oligohymenophorea, Peniculida, Parameciidae.
AUUGAAUCGAAUAUGAAUGCUCAUUCACGUAGAAAGAUAGCUCAUUUAGAAGUUCCUGAAUUCCAAGAUAACUAAACAAUGAUUGCAUAUGCGAAAUGCUAAUAUUGUUUAGGUGAAUGUUUUGGUUGUUUAAGGACAUGGAUUCCUUGUAUAUUUUGUAUGUGUGUUAACUAUCCAUAUUAAGAAGUGGAAUAAGGUUAAUAAUUUUGAUAGAUAAUAAUAUAGGAACUGAAGGAUUGUUCAAAAGAUUUGGAAGACAUAUAAAAGUAGUUAGACCAGGAUUACAUUAUGUUAAUCCAUGUACAGAUACAUUAGAAUAAUUAGAUUUAAGAAUAACAGUUAUUGAUUUAGAUAGAUAAGUAUUAUCAAAUAGUUAAUAUUUAUAUAGUCUGUAAUGACAAAAGAUAAUGUAACUAUUUCUAUAGAUGCAUCAGUUUAUUAUAGAAUCAAAACAUCUAGAUUUGCAGUAUAUAGAGUAGAGAACUAUGAUUAAGCAGUUCGUUAAAUAACUUAUGCGGUUUUAAAAAACACAGUAGGAUCGUUUGUACUUUAAGAUUUACUAGAGAAAAGAUAGGAAGUUGCGGAUUAAAUUGAGGAUUAAGUAGAUGAAUAUGUAAAAGAUUGGUAUAUAGAAUAAUAAUUAUUUUUAUAGGGGUGUUUUAAUUGAUAAUAUAUAUAUGAAAGAUAUUUAAUUAUCACCUGAUCUUUAAUAAGCACUUGGUUCAGCAGCUACUGAAUAAAGAUUAGCUUAAGGAAAAUUAAUUAGUGCUAAAGCAGAUGUAGAAUCAGCUAAAUUAAUGAGAUAAGCAUCAGAAUUCUUAGAUUCUAAAACUGCUAUGUAAGUUAGAUAUUUAGAAACAUUACAACAAUUAGCUGGUAGUAAUGGAACUAAGGUUUGUUUUGUACCUGAUGAAAAAAAUUAAGAUAAAUUAAUGCAUCAAAUAACUUAAGGAUUGUUAGCUUGA